Molecule: messenger RNA, 1765 nt
Organism: Vicia villosa (hairy vetch)
Lineage: Eukaryota; Viridiplantae; Streptophyta; Magnoliopsida; Fabales; Fabaceae
Product: glyceraldehyde-3-phosphate dehydrogenase B, chloroplastic
Exons: 9
Coding region: 159-1514 (451 amino acids)
Biological process (GO): glucose metabolic process
Cellular component (GO): chloroplast
Molecular function (GO): glyceraldehyde-3-phosphate dehydrogenase (NAD+) (phosphorylating) activity; NADP binding; NAD binding
Source: RefSeq, a predicted model, not a curated record
CCAUUACUUCCCAGCAACCAUAGUUUUCUUUUUGUCAACCAACUUCAUAAAAAUCUCUAAAGAAACAUAUUAACCACUCAUUCAUCAACCAUAAUUUUCAUUCUGAAUAUAAACACUCACCAAGGACUUCUUGUUUAAACUUAGUUGCAGCUAUAGCCAUGGCCACUCAUGCUGCUUUAGCUUCUACAAGAAUCCCAACAAGCACAAGGUUUCCAUCUAAGACCCCUCACACUUUCCCAACUCAAUGUGCCUCAAAGAGACUUGAGGUUGCUGAAUUCUCUGGACUAAAAUCAACUUCAUGUAUUACCUAUGCUCAUAAUGCUAGAGAGUCUUCUUUUCAUGAUGUUGUAGCUGCUCAACUCACUUCCAAGGCAAUUGGAUCAACUGCUGUGAGGGGAGAGACUGUGGCUAAGUUGAAGGUAGCGAUCAAUGGUUUCGGACGCAUUGGUAGAAAUUUCCUUCGAUGCUGGCACGGUCGAAAGGACUCACCACUUGAAGUCAUUGUUGUCAAUGACAGUGGAGGUGUCAAGAAUGCUUCACAUUUGUUGAAAUAUGAUUCUAUGCUUGGAACUUUUAAAGCAGAUGUGAAAAUACUAAACAAUGAGACUAUUACCGUUGAUGGUAAACCCAUCAAGGUCGUCUCUAGCAGGGAUCCUCUUAAGCUUCCAUGGGCCGAACUCGGAAUUGACAUUGUUAUUGAGGGAACAGGAGUGUUUGUGGAUGGCCCUGGCGCGGGAAAACACCUCCAAGCAGGUGCCAAGAAAGUUAUCAUCACUGCUCCAGCAAAGGGUGCUGAUAUUCCAACUUAUGUUGUUGGAGUGAAUGAACAAGACUACGGCCAUGAAGUAGCCGACAUCAUAAGUAAUGCUUCUUGCACCACAAACUGUCUUGCUCCGUUUGCUAAGGUCCUGGACGAAGAGUUCGGAAUUGUUAAGGGAACCAUGACAACCACACACUCCUACACAGGAGACCAGAGGCUUCUGGAUGCUUCACACAGGGACUUGAGAAGAGCUAGGGCUGCAGCACUGAACAUUGUUCCCACCAGCACUGGAGCAGCCAAAGCUGUAUCUCUAGUGUUGCCACAGCUCAAGGGAAAGCUCAACGGAAUCGCCCUCCGUGUGCCUACACCUAAUGUUUCAGUUGUUGACCUUGUGGUGAAUGUUGCGAAGAAAGGUAUUUCAGCUGAAGAUGUCAAUGCAGCAUUCAGAAAGGCAGCUGAGGGACCACUGAAAGGUAUAUUGGAUGUCUGUGAUGUUCCACUCGUGUCUGUUGACUUCCGUUGCUCCGAUGUUUCAACAACUAUUGACUCUUCCUUGACUAUGGUCAUGGGCGAUGAUAUGGUUAAGGUGGUUGCUUGGUAUGACAAUGAAUGGGGUUACAGCCAAAGAGUGGUGGAUUUGGCACAUCUAGUAGCAAACAAGUGGCCAGGCACCCCUAAGGCAGGGAGUGGAGAUCCAUUGGAGGACUACUGCGAGACGAAUCCGGCCGUUGAUGAAUGCAAGGUUUUUGAAUAGAGGAGAAUCAUUUUCUGACUUGAUUAUUACCUCUACCAGCAAGCCAUUUGUUUUUUUCCUUUUGUUAUCAACGUAUGAUUUCAAUCAUAAGAGAUAAAAGAACAAAUUGUUCAGGCAAACAAGUGUUAUUUGAUGUCUGAGGAAUUGACUUUAAGCUUACAUUUAUCUAUGGCCAAUAAUGAGUUUUGGUGUAACAAUGAUUCAUAAGUAUCAUUAUCAUUAUAUAUAUUGAUAAAAAUGCACUUCUGAUA